Ananas comosus (pineapple) is the source of this 2199-nucleotide messenger RNA. RefSeq lists its product as uncharacterized. The transcript is spliced from 19 exons. Gene Ontology annotation, cellular component: plasma membrane. The coding region runs from base 266 to 1942 and encodes 558 amino acids. Lineage: Eukaryota; Viridiplantae; Streptophyta; Magnoliopsida; Poales; Bromeliaceae. The record is from RefSeq and is a predicted model, not a curated record.
GUUCUUUUCACUUUCCUAAUGUGUUUGUGUUCAUACAAUAAAGUCAUCAGUGUAUGUGCGUGCCCUCGUGUUGAUUUUCGCUGGUACGCGCAGGAGUUAGUUUGAGCUAUUUUUCUCCAGUACCAGAAUCUUUUUAUGCUAAUUUCAUCGCAUUCUUGGAAAGUUUCCGACGACUUUGACGCUACCACCCCCCCUCUCUCUCCCUCUCUCUCUCUCUCUCUCUCUCUCUCUCUCUCUCUCUCUCUCUCUCUCUAUAUAUAUAUAUAUGUAUAUAUAUAUAUAUACAUACCCAUUAAAUCAUAAAACGCUUGGCCCCGGAUUUGAUCGGAGCUUCGCUUUCCCAAAGAAGCAGCACGAUAUACAACAGGAUAUGCGCGACCCUUUUAAUUCUCCAGUAGAUAUUGAAAAUGCGGAUCACCGGUCACCGAUUGAGCUCACACGGCCCGAUGUGAUGUCACCUCAUACGGAUUAUAUGCUUGGGAAUGGUGACUCUGGGCCGUCGAUAUCGAGCUCCGAUUAUUUGGUCAGGCAUCAAAAUCACAGAGCAUCUAUUCCCAAUAAUUCAAGCGGGGAAGAACUCAAUACCCGUUUCUUGGAUCCAGAAAUCACGGAACUUUACUCUAGAUCUCGUUUCCAGGAAGACGAGAUCGUGAUUCUUCAAAAGCAAAUUGCACAUGCCUGCUUGAGAGAGCUUGAGUUGCUGAAUGAGAAGCACAUUUUGGAGAGAAAGCUUUCUGAAUUACGACUGGCAAUUGAUGAGAAGGAGGAUGAUGCCAUAUCUGGGGCCUUAAAAGAAUUAACUCAGAAGAAAAACCAUCUGGAAGAAAAUAGAAGGCUUGUUAAUGAUAUAAAAAUUGCAGAGGAGGAAGUAUACAAAUUCACAUCUUCUUUGAUCAGCUUGUUGGCUGAAUACAAUAUUCGUCCCCCUUUGCUAAAUGCUUCAACACUGACAAGUGGCGCAAAGCACUUAUACCAAAAUAUGGAAUGGAAGAUCAGAUCUUUGAAUAAAAUGCAGGGGUCAAAGCAUCAGUACCCUCAGCAACCAAGCAAUCAGCAUGUCGAGCCGGUGUUUGACAAAACAGGCUUCAUUCAUGACUAUGACCUGAUGGAUCCCAGGGAGACUGUAGGUCCUAGUGGUGCUUAUUUCGAAGAUAAUACUGGCGAUGGAGGAAACUUACGAUCAAAUGCCGAUUUACAGUUUUACAUGCUCAACGCGCAAGACAAUCAUGAAUACUCUCUUGAUGUUGGUGUACUAGGUGAGUUCCCCUUCCCCGGUAUAAACGAUUUUCAGAUUGCUGGUGAGGCUAGGCCAGGUUGCACUUUAAGAGCUUGCGGCUUUCCUACAAAUGGUACUACUCUAUGUAUCUUUCAGUGGGUUAGGUAUCGCGAAAAUGGCACUAGGGAGUCCAUUGAAGGUGCCACAGUGCCAGACUACGUGGUAACUGCUGAUGAUGUUGAUACCCUUCUUGCUGUAGACUGCACACCGAUGGACGACAAUGGCCGCCAGGGUGAAUUGGUGAGGGUGUUCGCCAACAAUCAGAACAAGAUAACCUGUGAUCCAGACAUGCAGCGUGACAUCGAUUCAUAUACUUCUGCUGGAAGGGCUACAUUUAAUGUUUUAUUACUGGUUGAUUCUUCCGAUGAUUGGGAAUUAACAAAUUUGAUCUUGAGGAGAACUGGCUACCAGAUUAAGGUUAGACAGACUGAGGCAGUGCUAUUUGAAGAGAAAUAUUCAUCGGAUUUGCAUAUCAAAGUUCCUUAUGGAUUCUCAAACCAAUUUGUGUUAGUAACUUCCAGUGGUACAAAUUUACCGUUUAGCACCGGGGGAACAUCUCAGCCGUCAAGCACGGAAAAUGAUGUCCGAUUGCGCGAUAUUGUUGUUUUGACCAUGAGGAUUUUCCAGAGUAAGGCUGUCGACGGUAAAAGGAAAGGCAAGGCAUAAGACAUUCAUUACCUUUUGGAGCACUACGAUCCUUAUAAAAGAAAUUUUGCUGAUUCUUUUUUCUUUCUUUCUGUGUGUUUUUUUUUUUUUUUCUUUUGGGGUGUUUGUUCAGCACUGCUGUAACUUGUACCACGUUGUAUGUAAUUUUGUUGUAAUGCAUUCAUGUGUAGAAUAGCUUGUCCGCAUUCUUAUAUUAACUUUGUUACAAUAUUAUAAUCAUUAUUGAUAACUGCAUUCGGAUGUAGGAAUAAAUUUCA